ACGCCCUUUCCCCAGGGCCUGUAAUGUUACGCUUGGCAAAGCGAAACCCAUCCUGCUCCGUUUCUCCCAGACUGGGUUCAUCAUGGCCUCAGAGGAGGCAGCCACGAGGCUUCAAGAAGAGCUUUCUUGCUCCAUCUGCUUGGAGUGCUUCAGGGACCCAGUGUCAAUUCACUGCGGACACAAUUUCUGCCGAGCCUGCAUCACCAACUACUGGAGGAUCGGGAAAAAGAAAACAUUCUCCUGCCCACGCUGCCGAGAAACCAGCCGGAAAAAAACCCUGAAGCCCAACCUGGAGCUGAAGAACAUUGCGGAAAUUGCCCCCAAGCUGCAGGUAGCCAAGGCAGCUGGGGAGAUGACCUGCAAGAGGCACCAGGAGCCCCUGAAACUCUUCUGUAAGGAUGACCAGAUGCUCAUCUGCGUGGUGUGCGACAAAUCUAAAGAGCAUCAGAACCAUGCUGUGCUUCCCUUGGAGGAGGCCGCUCAGGAUUACCAGAAACAAAUUCAGGAUCAGUUGAAGUGUUUGUGGCAUGAUAAAGAGCAGCUCUUGGCAUUUAAGGCAAUUGGCUCAGCAAACCACAAGGAAUCUCUGAGAAAGAUCACAUCAGAGAUGCAGAAAGCAGAGUCUGUCUUUGAGCAGGCGCACGAGUUUCUCAGUGAGCAAAAGCAAUUCCUGUUGGCCCAGUGGGAAUCACUAAAGACAGCAGCAGAGAAGCAGCAGCAGGAACACACCAACAAGCUCUCAGAAAACAUUUCCUGCUUGGACAGCCUCAUCAUAGAGGCAGAAGGAAGAUGCCAGCGACCAACCAAUGAGUUUUUACAAGAUGUAAAGAGUACAUUGGUAAGGCUCAAGAAAAGAAAGUUUCAGGAUUCGAUGGAAACCUCUUCUGGACUGGAAGAAAGCCUUAACUCUUUGAUUAGGAAAAAUGUUGUUGUCAAGGAAAUUCUGCAGAAAAUCAAAGACACUCUGCCAUCUGAAGUAGAGAAAGGUCGGACAAAAUCUCCAGCAGCUCUUGAAGCAGCAAAAGGUGCUCCGUCAUUUGGUGUGGCCGGUUCACCGGCCAUGAAAAGAAAAGUGGUGAGGCAUGUGGUUGUUCCUGUGAGAAAUAUGAAUGCACAACGAUACCAGAUGGCGGCAGCGAGCUCUACUAGUUCUUCUGAUGGCAGCUUGGGCAGCAAAAUGUCUUUCCCAAGACCCUCAGUGCCUGAUAAAAUGGCAUCAAUGGGAGAUGGUAAGUCGGCAGAGCUGUUGACAGAGGGGGACUGGGAGGGAAUUCAAGGGCCCAAAUCAGCUGGAGGGCAUUUGAAGGUCCUGUACCUGAGCCGGGGUGGUGGUGGUUUAAAUUUGGGAAUCAAGCUCCCUGCUCUGGACUGGGCACUGCUGGUGCCGGUCCAGAAGGAAGCUUCGUGCCCCAUCUGCCUGGGCUAUUUCCAAGACCCCGUGACCAUGCCCUGCGGGCACAAUUUCUGCCGAACCUGCAUCGCUCAGUGCUGGGGAGAACUGGAAGGAAACGUAUCCUGCCCCCAGUGCGGAGAAAACAGCCCGCUAAGUAGUUCCGCAGACAACCAGCAUCUGGCAAGAAUUGCCGACAGUGUCCGAUGUUUGCACCGAGAAACAUCCAGAGUGCUAGAAGAGCGAAGAAUGUGCGAGGGGCACCAGGAACCCGUGACAGUUUUCUGUAAAGAUGAUAAAAUUCCGAUCUGCCUGGUAUGUGCUAUCUCCAAGGAGCAUCGGCAUCACACCGUGAUCCCUACUGAGGACGCUGUCCAAGAUUACAAGGAAAAGCUAGGCAAUGAAGGGAAGAGGGUUGUCUCUGAGUUUGAGCAUCUGCACCAGUUUCUGGAGGAUCAAGAACAACUUCUGCUUGCCAGGCUGGAACAGCUAGAGAACGAGUUGAUAAAGGAGAAGAAGACAAUCACUUCCAAGCUGUCGGAAGAGAUUUCGAAUCUUAGUGACCUCAUUAGUGAGAUAGAGGAGAAGUGUAAGCAACCAAUGAAUGAAUUCCUGCAGGAUAUCAAGAACAUCUUAAACAGGUGUGAAAACCAGAAGAUCCAGCAGCCAGUGGAGCAUUCUCUUGAUCUGGAAAGAAGGCUGAAUGCAUUUUCUGAGGAAACCAUGCAUCUAGAAGAUUUCCAAAGGAAAUUCAAAGAUGGUCUGUCAUCUGAACUGGAAAGCACACCCUUGUUGAAACAUGCACUCGGAAUCCCAAAGGCCAGGACACGAUUAUUUGACCUUCCCUUUGCUGAGGUCGCAAAAAGAACAGGCAGAAGAGUGAACGUAACUCUGGAUCCAGGGACUGCAAACCCGUUCCUCAUCCUUUCUGCGGACCAGAAGAGUGUGAGACUGGGAGAUGUAUGGCAGGAUGUAUGCGACAACCCUGAGAGAUUUGAUACUUAUCCCUGUGUGCUGGGCUGCGAGGGAUUCAUGUCAGGGCGACAUUAUUGGGAAGUUGAAGUAGGAAGUGGGAGAUACUGGGCUGUAGGCUUUGCCAAAGAAUCUGUGAGGCGAAAAGGAGAAAUCAUCCCUAGCCCCGAGGAGCAGAUCUGGGCACUAAAACAGUAUGGAGAUUAUUUUGAGGCUCUGACUUACCCUGUGACCACCCUGUCCCUGAGCAGCUGGCCCCGGAGGAUCCAGGUAUUUCUGGACUACGAAGAGGAUCGUGUGGCCUUUUUCGAUGCGGAUACAGCAGCUUUGAUCUAUGUUUUUUCACCUGCUACUUUCAGUCAGGAGAGGAUUCUCCCUUGGCUCUGGGUAUGGCCGGGAACUGAGCUGAGGCUUUACCAGUGAGAUUCUUAUCUACGUAUACUGGACUAAUUGCAGUGAACUGGAGAAACACACUUUUUUUUUUGCCCUUUGACAGAUGCAGUCUCUAUGACAGUGGAGGCAGGACACAUACUGUUUGCUGAUGGGGAAGAGAAUGGUCUUUUUUUUUAGAGGCGCCAAUGUUGGAUCAGGCCAAAGGCCCAUCC
Gekko japonicus is the source of this 2967-nucleotide messenger RNA. Its product is annotated as zinc finger protein RFP-like. The record is from RefSeq and is a predicted model, not a curated record. Gene Ontology annotation, molecular function: protein binding; zinc ion binding. The coding region runs from base 83 to 2785 and encodes 900 amino acids. Lineage: Eukaryota; Metazoa; Chordata; Lepidosauria; Squamata; Gekkonidae. The transcript is spliced from 13 exons.